CUAAUAGACACCCUCGGAUUUUUCUACCACGUGUACAAAGUCUCAAGAUUGAUAAAGGAUUACACCCUUGUUAUAGAUUGUGGUUCAUGGAAUACUGCAGAUGUACAUUUGCUCCAAGGCACGUCUGCUACCAUUGAUAUAAAUAUAUUUUCCCGCCAAUUUAUCGAUACAUUCACACGCGCUCUCAAUACUUUUACGAGCUCUCACAAAUACAAGUGUUUUCUGUUACAACCCAAAGAUAUUUCACAUCUGAACAGUCGUCACAAUGACUCUGGCAGGGGUGACAGUCUUUCCAUGGGCGGAAUACAUGGUAACUUGUAGGAAUUCUGGGACGGGUGUAGGGCAAACGCAGACGAUUUUGUCAAAUGCAGGGAUUGAUAUGGACCACGUGCUUUAUCUCUCUCCAGAGACAGAGGAGCUUAAAAACUUUCUGGACAUACAUCAAAUGGGAUACAUACUUCGUAUUCAGACGAUGGAUGACUUGAAUGACUUGGCGGUGUUAUUAUAUGGAAAACCUCUGCUGAUGAGAAUCAACCUCGUCCAUACUGAAGUCUCCAGCAAGUACAGUGCCGACAAAAUUUCAAUCUGGGAAGGUGAUUUUGCUUGUGUUCUAAACACAGGUCACCGUCAAGUGCGAUCUCAACUCGACUGGGCACUAAAACAAGCCGAGACUCACUUAAAUAAAGGAAAUAGAUUUAGUAUAGAGAUAGAGCUUGGGGACGUUGUGGAGGGUUGGUACCUACAGAGCCUUGAUUUAUUUUCCGGUUGUGACGACUUCCACUCAACAAAGACCAGAAAUUCCAGACUUAUCCUGACCAAUCAUACUCCUUUUAACCACUGCUUUGACUGUCGGCCAAAAUGGUGGCUCUGCUUGGGCCCAUGCUGGCUCUUCACAGCCCCCAUGUAUUACGUAUACAGACGACUGACAUGUACUGAUUUAAAACUGAAAAUAAAAGCUCCCGUGACGUCACUUCCAGGCGCAAGACGGAAAAGCAUGACUUCUGACUCAUCUCAAAGCUGUAUGGUGGUCAAUUACAAGAAAGAGGGAACAGUCUCCUGCAAACUUGUACAAAACUUGUCUCAGAUGUCCGAACUUAGUACCUAUGGAUCUGUAGCGGAACAGAGCUGAUAACCCUGCUAAAAUAUUACUGAUGUUUCCACGGAAAUUGAAGCACUGGUAUAUUUAGUAUGGAAGCUCGACAAACCAACUGUGAUUAUUGAAUACUAAUGCGAUGAAAAGGACAUCAUUUGUCCUGAUAAGGGCUCUCGGCGAUUAUUAGUUAUCUUCAAUGCUGAUGGCUUGUAGCAAUUGAAGUAGAAUUUGGCUUAUGGGGAAGAAGUAAAUCAGACCUCCCCUAAUCCCCACGACACAACAGCAAUUAAUCGAUGUCAACGGCCAAAGGAAGCGAGAAGAAUCGAUGCUGAUUUACAUAAAGGUUAGAGGUGAAGACUUUCAUCUGCUUUUUGCUGUUUGUAGCAAUAAACAUUGUAAGAAAAAAUAGACUGUUGAAAAUGAAAUUUACAAAACAUGUUUGAAGUCUUCUUGGCAUGUUUUAAUUUCUAGGACAUGUAGCUAAUUUUUUCUCUAGCAUAUAUUUUUUGUUUAUAGCGAUUUUGAUACUUUUUUUGUGUACAAAUUUGCUAUAUUUUGAAUGUAUGUUUGAUGAACUCAAGAUCGGUAUGGUUACAUAUAUAUGUCUCAGAUCAAAAAUAUUGAUUAUAAAAUGAAGAUAUACUUAGACAAAACUGGCUCCGUAUAUGACUUACAUUAUGACCCCUGGGUCGAGGCCUCUGCUGGUGGACUGUUAGUCUCCGAUGGUCUCUACAACCCAGUAGCUAAAUAUAAGUACUUUGGUUCUAGCUUGAAAAUACGGAUAUAUAUUUAAUUGCUGUGGUAAAAUUUAGAAAUU
Messenger RNA from Saccostrea echinata, 1910 nucleotides. RefSeq lists its product as uncharacterized. Lineage: Eukaryota; Metazoa; Mollusca; Bivalvia; Ostreida; Ostreidae. The transcript is spliced from 6 exons. The coding region runs from base 266 to 1129 and encodes 287 amino acids. The record is from RefSeq and is a predicted model, not a curated record.